Colletotrichum graminicola M1.001 is the source of this 528-nucleotide messenger RNA. Its product is annotated as OHCU decarboxylase. Bases 1 to 528 code for a protein of 175 amino acids. The record is from RefSeq and is a predicted model, not a curated record. Lineage: Eukaryota; Fungi; Ascomycota; Sordariomycetes; Glomerellales; Glomerellaceae. The transcript is spliced from 2 exons.
AUGGCGUCUCUGCCCGACGCCAGCACCUUGACCAGCUUGUCUGCUGAGGAGCAGAGAAGGGUCCUCGAUGCCCUCUUCGAGCCGAGUCCCGCGAUUCAUGCACUUAUCCUACCUUCCAUAUCAGCUGCUUCGUUUCAAACCUACGACGAACUCAUCACGCAUUGUUACAAGAUCUUUGAAGCGCUGACGGCCGACCCGUCUCAUAAGACAGAACUGUACUCUAUCAUUAGCUCCCACCCACGACUUGGUGCCAAGAAGGUGGAGAGUGCUCAGUCUGCUGCGGAACAGGCGCAGCUACAGAGCGGAGAUGCAACCGAGCUGGCUGCCCUGAACGUCGAGUACGAGGCGAAGUUCCCGGGUCUGCGUUAUGUCGUCUUCGUCAACGGCAGAGGACGUCCAGAAAUUAUGGAGAAUAUGCGAGAACGUAUUUUACGUGACGACUUGGCUUCAGAGGAGCGCGCGGCUAUACAAGCCAUGUGCGAUAUUGCUAGAGAUAGAGCUGCAAAGCUUCAAGCCACCUCGCGAUGA